Molecule: messenger RNA, 1209 nt
Organism: Chara braunii
Lineage: Eukaryota; Viridiplantae; Streptophyta; Charophyceae; Charales; Characeae
Source: the annotation of a GenBank genome assembly
CUGGCGCUCCAGAUGCUCUGCUGCUGCUGUCUGGCGAUGCCGCCAGCGACUGUACAGCCUGUACAGGUGAUUGGCCCGCCUGCGUCGAAGAGGAUGACGCACGCUGAUCUUGUGAAAGCGGUGACGUCCAAAUGUUCAUUGGUUCUGACAUCUGACGUGGUUCUGACAGGCAAUCUGCCAGCAGCGAACAACGCAGCCUGUCCUAAGAUACGGAUCGUCGGCCGCUGCAGUGGGCGCAAGCUUUGCAAGAUCGAUGGCGUGGACAAGUACAGCUUCGUUAAUGGCGCGUAUGAUCUGCUUCUGGAGAACUUGGAGAUAACGAGGAUGCGCAGCGCCGACCCGAACAGAGCGCCAGUUAUUUCCGGUGGCUCCGCGACUGUGCGACACUGCCGCGUGACAAAGAACGUCAAUGGCGUGGGUGACGGCGUGGUCCGCGGCCGUCUGACGAUCGAGAACACCGUCUUCGAGGACAACCGGGGAGGUGUGCUCUGCCUGGAGGACGAGAGGGGCAGCUUUGCCAACGCGACGGAUGUCGUCUUUCGUCGCAAUCGAAACGCGCAAGGCGGCGCGGUGUCGGCGGUGGAGAGUAGUUUCUACUGCACGCGCUGCUUGUUUGAGCGCAACGUCGCGGAGGAGGCGGGAGGAGCAGUGCGCUUGACCGACAGCGACGGCACUAGGGCGAGGUUCAAGCACUGCAGGUUCGUGGGGAACAAGGUCACGGGCAAGAAAGGGCAAGCCUUCGGGGGUGCGGUCUACAUCUCCAAUAUCGAUCCGGGGGUGAGUUUCUGCCACUGUCAAUUUGACCGCAACAUGGCCGCCGGGAAGCUGAAUCACGUGUAUAUCGACGGCCUGGAGGACAGCAUAGCCUAUUUCUGCCCUGCUCGCCCACGAUCUGGAAUCGUCAUUACUCCCAAGACCAGCGAGGCCUUUGUCAAGGAUGGGUGCACGGGGUGCAAAUAGCCAAAAUUCCACAUCGGCGCACGCUCGGAGAGAUGCAACUUACCUCCUUUCUGUUCUGACGUGUUUUUUGGCGCGCGCGCGCGCGCGCGCGCGCGAGAGAGAGAGAGAGAGAGAGAGAGAGAGAGACUGAGGUCGAAAUGGGACCUUGGCAACCUGCUGCUCUCUGCUUGCAUAUUUCUGCACCUCUGUUCCUGCACAUAGUGACAUCACGGGAUAUUUUAAUUUUAAUUCGUCUGCUCUUUACUUCGC